Molecule: messenger RNA, 1704 nt
Organism: Stylonychia lemnae
Lineage: Eukaryota; Ciliophora; Spirotrichea; Sporadotrichida; Oxytrichidae
Source: the annotation of a GenBank genome assembly
AUGAAAAACUUUCUCAAAGGUUAAAACCACAAUGUUUUAAGUAUUGAGAAUUGCAAAAAAGAGGAACUGAUCUAAAAAGUUGAAAGCUUUUCUCAAGAGAUUGAUAAACGAAGCUAUUAACUCUUAGUAUACUUUUCAGGUAAAUGUAAGAUAAAGGAUAAAAAGAAUGGAAAUCAUGAUUAUCUUUGCUAUCUUGGAAAUGAAGCUGUAGAUUUGAAAUAAGAAUUAAACAGUAUAUUUAAAGGCUACAAUUUCAGGUAUCAAUUUAUCUACGAUGCAUAUCUUACAGAUAUCUCUUUUGAAGAGUAGAAAUUAAUGAGAGAAGUUUGCUGGACCUUAGUAAAUGAUAAAGUGAAUAAUGUUGAUCAAUUUUGUAUGAUUCAUAGCUCAACUUACUAUAAAUUUAAGAAUUUUGAGAUCAAACCCUCUUGUUCUUAUUCAACAGAUAUGCUAUUAUAUAUCUUAAGAGAUCCAAAUAAUCUUUCAAAAAUUACAAGGGCUGAUUAAUUCCAUUUGAUAAGCAUAUUUAAAACAUACUCAGAAGUUUUAACAUACCCUGAGUAUAGUAAAGAUUUUGCUGAUUUUUACAAGGAUAUGAUAGCAAUGAAGGGAUAUAUUGCUGAUACAAAGUAGAAAUAGGCAAUAGAAGAGAUGAAGAUCAUUGAGGAGAGCCCUGAUUAGAUUAAGCUUUUAGACUACGGAAAGAAAGGAGCUGGAAAAUUAAUAGAUUAGCUGAUUAUUGAUUAUGAGGGAGAUAUAUCUAAUAAAUUUUGUGAACCUGAUUAAUGCUUACUUCUACCAGGCCAACGAGAAAUACAGUGGAUUAGAUUCAUAUAUAAUGACCUUAAUUCAAAGUAAAACUUUAUGGUUCUCUGGUCUACAGAUUAAGUGUUUUUAGUAGAUCUCUUAGAAAACAAGAUAAUAUACACUUAAAAGUUUACAGGCGACUAUAUAUAUGCAGUUGCUUUCGUCCAAGGUAUAAGAAUCCUUGGACUCCUAUAUGAGUUUAAUCAUCAACCAUAUUUAAUAAACAUUGAUACUUUAAAGGAAUAUAAAGUGGAGACAAAUUAUCAAGGAAGUUACUUAGCGAUAAGCUAGUACCUUUCAAAAUAUUUAGUACUUGCCCCUAACAAUGACAAUUUGCUAUUUUAUCACGAUGUCAAUAAUAAAAUGCUAAUUGCAGGCAAACUCUCUCUUUAAAAGUCCUAAAUAUUCAGAGAUUUAAUUUGCUACAAGAAUUACAUUAUCGUUCUUAAAACAAAUGAAUAUAAUCAUGCAUAAGUAUAAAUAGCAGUUUAUGUCAUGCAAACUUAGCCUAAUGAAGGCUCAAAUCAAGCUUUUGUAGUUGGCUUAAUUUAUGAUCAUAGAUAUUGUGGUGAAGUUUCUACAAAGCUAGCUCCAAGCAUGCCAUUCAAUUUAAUUUUAAAUAAAGAUAGAUACUGUUAAUUAAGUUUGAUUGAAUUUCAGAAGAAAUUUACUAUUAAAACAUAAUCAGCGGGAGUUAUUUUACAUAACACUACAAAUUCUAUCUCAAAAGAUCUUUAUAGAAGCAUGCACGAGUUAGAUCGAAACUUUAAGUUCGUUGAAUUUGAUCAAGAUGAUAAAAGCUGUUUUUAUACUAUAAUAUCAAGCGGUGGUUAAAAUCAUUUAACAAGAUUUAGAAUCGACAGUUAACUCCUUGAUAUUUUCAAAAAAUAGGAAUGA